GUCAUGUUCCGCACAUCUCUACCUACCACAAUUGUUUUAUUUGCUGUGCUUUAACUUUACUACUCUGUGCUCUGUGGUCCGUGGUGCGAUGCAAAUGUUGCAAUUGCAAUGGAGGAAAAAAUAUUUCAAACUUUAGAGGCUAGAAAUGAAUUUAUCGAGCAUUUAGAAGAAGAUAUUAGAAAAAAUAAUCAAGUUUUAGAAGACACUAAAAAGGAACAUCGUGAAUUGCAAGAAACGGUUACAAAUUUAGAAUGUCUGGGAAAAUAUCCUGAACAAACGUCUUUUAUACCUCUAGGAAAAAAUAUUUAUAUGAAAGGGAAAAUUGUUCAUACAGGUGAGUGCUACGUAAAAAAGACUGCUUCUCCAGAAUCUUACAUUGUAUUAAAAUCCCUGGAACAAACAUUGAAUUCGCUGCAAGAUGAACUGAAAUUGAAAUAUAGGGAUAUUGAGAAAAUAGAGUACUCUAAUUACCAGCUGAAAGAAAGAAUGAAAUUACUUAAAGGAAAUGAAGAUGAAGAAAUUUCAGAGGUUGAACAAUUACCAAAGGAAAUUAAGUCUGACAAGGGAGUAGCUGUAAAAGUUGGUGAAUUUUACGAAAUUCUGGAAUUUGAGGAGGAAUAGAAGGUGAACAUACAUUGCAGGAGUAAUCUUAAAGAUGAAAAUAAUGGCUUUAAGUUACUAGUGUGUGAUAAAUAAAUCAUGCGAUUGUUGAAACGGUACGAAAAUGUUCUAAUAAGGAAAUGAGAAACAAAGCGAGUGAAAAUAUUAAAAACUAAUACACUGGGAAAUAAAAAGCUUAGACUUUCUUAUGUAAUUGUGACAUAAUUUUAUUUACAUUUUGUAUAUUCAAGAAUUCAAUUCCUUGUAUGUAAAUAAGACAUUAAUAAAGAUAACU
This is a messenger RNA of Anoplophora glabripennis (Asian longhorned beetle), 895 nucleotides long. RefSeq lists its product as uncharacterized. Lineage: Eukaryota; Metazoa; Arthropoda; Insecta; Coleoptera; Cerambycidae. The record is from RefSeq and is a predicted model, not a curated record. The transcript has a single exon. The coding region runs from base 109 to 621 and encodes 170 amino acids.